Messenger RNA from Andrographis paniculata, 2576 nucleotides. RefSeq names its product trifunctional UDP-glucose 4,6-dehydratase/UDP-4-keto-6-deoxy-D-glucose 3,5-epimerase/UDP-4-keto-L-rhamnose-reductase RHM3-like. Gene Ontology annotation, biological process: flavonol biosynthetic process; auxin export across the plasma membrane; UDP-rhamnose biosynthetic process. Lineage: Eukaryota; Viridiplantae; Streptophyta; Magnoliopsida; Lamiales; Acanthaceae. Bases 250 to 2274 code for a protein of 674 amino acids. Gene Ontology annotation, molecular function: dTDP-glucose 4,6-dehydratase activity; UDP-L-rhamnose synthase activity; UDP-glucose 4,6-dehydratase activity. The record is from RefSeq and is a predicted model, not a curated record. The transcript has 3 exons.
UGGAAAAAAGUUGUGUCGGUGGUGGGGGGUGUAUAUAUUUAGGGGUGAGACUCUGGUUGACGCUCCUUGUAUUUCGCGAUCAGUCGCCUCUCGUCUAAAUUGUUGUUCGUUUUCUCUCUCUCUCUCUCAUUCCCAUCCUUCUUCGUUCCGUGGAGGGAUUUUUGUUCAAAAAGUUUUUUCCUUGUUUGAUUGCUAUUUUGUGGAUCCUGAUCGAAUACCCGGACAGUUGAAGAAAUUAUAUAAUCUGAAAUGGCGACAUUCAAGCCCAAAAAUAUCCUCCUCACUGGAGGUGCCGGAUUCAUUGCUUCACAUGUUGCAAACCGGCUCAUCAGAAACUAUCCCGAGUACAAGAUUGUUGUGCUUGACAAACUUGAUUACUGUUCUAAUCUCAAAAAUCUGCUCCCGUCUAACUCCUCUCCCAACUUCAAAUUUGUCAAGGGGGACAUUGCCAGUGCAGACCUUGUCAACUACCUUCUCAUUACUGAGAACAUUGACACUAUAAUGCAUUUUGCAGCCCAGACUCAUGUUGACAAUUCUUUUGGAAACAGUUUUGAGUUCACCAAGAACAAUAUUUACGGUACCCAUGUUCUUCUGGAGGCCUGCAAAGUUACCGGCCAGAUUAGAAGAUUUAUCCAUGUUAGUACAGAUGAGGUCUAUGGAGAGACUGAUGAGGAUGCUGUUGUUGGAAACCAUGAGGCCUCACAACUCCUUCCAACAAAUCCCUACUCUGCAACAAAAGCUGGGGCGGAAAUGCUUGUCAUGGCUUAUGCUAGAUCUUAUGGGUUGCCUGUCAUCACCACCCGAGGGAACAAUGUUUAUGGCCCCAAUCAGUUUCCUGAGAAGCUAAUUCCCAAGUUCAUCCUUCUAGCUAUGAGGGGGAAGAAACUUCCCAUCCAUGGAGAUGGCUGCAAUGUGCGAAGUUACCUUUACUGCGAGGAUGUUGCAGAGGCCUUUGAAGUCAUUCUUCACAAGGGAGAACUUUGUCAUGUUUACAACAUUGGGACAAAGAAGGAGAGGAGAGUCACAGAUGUUGCCACAGACAUAUGCAAACUAUUCAACAUGGAUCCAAAAGAGAACAUUCAGUAUGUGGAGAACAGACCCUUUAAUGAUCAAAGGUACUUCCUUGAUGACCAAAAGCUCAAGAAUCUGGGUUGGGCCGAGAGGACGACAUGGGAAGAAGGGCUGAAAAAGACCAUGGAGUGGUACACAAACAAUCCUGACUGGUGGGGCGAUGUUUCUGGUGCAUUGUUGCCUCAUCCGAGAAUGCUGAUGAUGCCUGGUGGAAUUGAAAGGCAUUCUGAUGGAUCUGAGAAGUGUACUUCAUCUGGUAACCCUGAGUUCACCACAAAUUCCAACCAGAAUAAAAUGUUGGUACCGCCUCCCAAGAGUCCAUCAUCACAGAAAUCUUCCAUAAAAUUCUUGAUCUAUGGCAAGACUGGAUGGAUCGGUGGUUUGCUCGGGAAAUUGUGCGAAAAACAGGGCAUUCCCUAUGAAUAUGGAAAGGGCCGUCUCGAGUUUCGCACACAGCUUUCUGCUGACAUCCUUGCUGUUAAACCAACCCAUGUUUUCAAUGCUGCAGGUUUAACUGGUAGACCCAAUGUCGACUGGUGUGAAAGCCAUAAGAUGGAAACGAUCCGUACCAACGUGGUGGGUACAUUGACCCUGGCUGAUGUAUGCAAAGAGCAUGGGCUCCUUCUGAUGAACUAUGCCACUGGAUGCAUAUUUGAAUAUGAUGCUUCGCAUACUCAAGGUUCAGGAAUUGGGUUCAAGGAGGAAGACAAGCCCAAUUUCAUUGGCUCAUUCUAUUCGAAGACAAAAGCAAUGGUUGAAGAGCUCUUGAAAGAAUUCGACAAUGUGUGCACCCUGAGAAUCCGGAUGCCAAUAUCCUCUGACCUGAACAAUCCUCGCAACUUCAUCACUAAGAUCUCAAGGUACAACAAGGUUGUCAACAUCCCAAACAGCAUGACUGUCCUGGAUGAGCUUCUCCCCAUCUCGGUCGAGAUGGCCAAGCGCAACCUCCGGGGAAUAUGGAACUUCACUAACCCUGGCGUUGUCAGCCACAACGAAAUCUUGGAGAUGUACAAGAAGUACAUGGAUCCGGGUUUCAAAUGGACAAACUUCAGUUUGGAAGAGCAAGCAAAGGUAAUUGUUGCACCGAGAAGCAACAAUGAGUUGAAUGCCACCAAGUUGAAGAAAGAGUUCCCGGAGUUGCUGUCGAUUAAGGAGUCGUUGAUCAAGUACGUUUUCGAACCUAACAGAAAAACCUCUGCAUAGUUGUUUUUUCAUAUUAUAUAUCUAUGGUGAGCUGAUUCUGCUGCAUUCUUUCUGGUUGUCGUAUAUGAUCUGCAUCAGUUAGUUUUAGAUUAAUGCCAUGCUUACUUAGCUUUCGGCAUGCAAUUUUCAAUUCUUUUUAGUAGAAAAUUUUAUUAGAUUCAAAUUUUUUACUAUAUAUUAUCAUAGGUUGAGGAAGAUUGAUCUGAUUUGUUGUUGGUUUUGUGUCCUUGUGCUUGAAAAAAAAUGGAGUUGAUGUGUCAAUUAAUUUGUAUAUGAUGAAUAUGUAUUGUAAAUUUCUGUAA